Molecule: messenger RNA, 9663 nt
Organism: Podarcis lilfordi (Lilford's wall lizard)
Lineage: Eukaryota; Metazoa; Chordata; Lepidosauria; Squamata; Lacertidae
Source: the annotation of a GenBank genome assembly
UUGGAAGGGCUGCGGAGGAGAACGUUCCUCUGCUGCCAGGCAGGGUGACCCGAGGUGGCUGCCCCGAGGUUACAGGGGUCCCGGUGCCUCCGAAUGGGUGUGGGAGCAAGGGAGGAGAACUGAGCCUCACUGAAGCAAAGCCCCUGGGAGCCAGGCUUGCUCCUGGAUCUCAUUUUUCACAUGUCGGCUGCACUCUCAACCACCAGCCCUGUCAGAGGAAAGGAGGCGCUUCCUGUUAUUCCGAUUCAAAUCUCAAGCUGGUCAGGAGGAAACAGGCAGCUGUGCUGAGAGUGGCAGGGUGUACCAAGAUGGAUGGCCGGUGCCUGCCCUUGCUGCUGCUCCUGGUGGUCUUUACAGGUGAGUGGCACUUCAGGGUGGCCGUCGGGUGGGAAGCAGAAAGCUUCUGCUCAGUAGCCGAGAGGGGCUUGGGUUCUCAGAGCUGUGGAGAACAGAGAUAAUCUCCACCCUCAACAGGUUGUCCACCGCAGGGAGAUGGGUAUCCCUUCUGAGAGUCUCCGCAGGUCAGCUAGAGUUCUCAGAGUCUUUGUCUCAGAUCCUGCUUUUUAUCAGAAUUGGAUUUCUUAGCUCUUGUCCCAGCUUUGAGGUAGCUUCUAGACUCUCUGCGUAGACACAGACUCACCCUUGUUUCUUACUCAGGCAUGAUUUGUCCUGCUUCCACGCUGUCUUCCAGUGCUUUUUCUGGCCAGGUUCAUCGCAGUCUCAGUAGGGCUAGUCAAAAGUAAUAUUAUGUCCCAGAGAUCUAGGCAGUGCUUUUUUUCUGGGGGGGACGCAGGGGUACACAUAUCCCUAAACAUUUUGUAAAUCUAAGUUUGGCCUCAUUGAGGGGCAGUAUUUCAAUAUGAGUAGGAAAAUGAGAGUACCCCUAAACAUUUUUUUAAGAAGGAAAAAAAACACUGGAUCUAGAUAAACCCCCACUGUCAUUUUCUUCCCCUCUCACUCCAGCUUUGCUGGAAUUUCUGACUCCCCAAAUACUCACCCCAGCCACACUUUGAGGUACAGGAGCCUUGGGAGAAUUUGCCUUUCUCUGAGGCAGGAGGCAAUUUCUUUCUGUGUUAUUAGAUAUUUGGGUGACUUCCUCCGUUUUCCAAGUUGAGGCUUACAGCAACUUCUCCAGGGAAACAGCACUCCUGUGGUGAACUGUUUUUGCAUGGCUAUCUCAGCUCUACGGAUUUAUUAUUUCUUACAUUUAUAUCUAGCCUUUCCUCCAAGAAGCUGAAGGCAAUGUGCUUGGUUGUCCUCUCUCACUGCAUCUCAGCCUCAUAACUAGGACUGGGGGAUAAAUUGAUAUACAGUGGUACCUCGGGUUACAUACGCUUCAGGUUACAUACGCAUCAGGAUGAGGACAGAAAUCGGGCUCCGGUGGCGCGACAGCAGCAGGAGGCCCCAUUAGCUAAAGUGGUGCUUCAGGUUAAGAACAGUUUCAGGUUAAGAACGGACCUCUGGAACGAAUUAAGUACUUAACUGAGGUACCACUGUAUCGUCCCAAAUCGGUUUCAAGUCCAUAUCAUGAUAUUGGCUUCAUAAUUUUUGGCCUGGCAAUAUAUUGUGAAUCAUGGUGUGUGUGUGUGGGUGUGGGUGUGCCAUGCAAAUGUUACAAUGCGGGGGAAACCGCGAAGACAGCCAAUGCCUCUACAUAGCUCCACCCUUAUUUCAGACAUUGUAAUAUAUCAGUACAGUGGUACCUCUGAUUGCAAACGGAAUCCGUUCUGGAGGCCCGUUUGCAACCUGAAAAGAACGCAACCCACGCCUGCGCGUGCGCAGGUCGUGAUUCGCCGCUUCUGCGCAUGCACGUGACGCCAUUUUGCGCAUCUGCGCAUGUGUGAGCGAUGAUACCCGGAAGUAACCCUUUCCAGUACUUCCGGGUCACCACUGGACACAACCUGAAAACACGCAACCUGAAGCAAACGUAACAUGAGGUAUGACUGUAUACAGUGGUACCUCAGGUUACAAACCCCUCAGGUUACGAACACUUUGGGUUAGAGACUCCGUAAACCCGGAAGUAGUACCUCAGGUUAAGAACUUUACCUCAGGAUGAGAACAGAAAUCGUGCGGCGGCAAUGGGAGGCCCCAUUAGCUAAAGUGGUACCUCAGGUUAAGAACGGUUUCAGGUUAAGAACGGACCUCCGGAAUGAAUUAAGUACUUAACCAGAGGUACCACUGUAUCACAAAGUUUAGCUGGUGAUAUAUUGCAAUGUUGCCAGGCCAACUUCAACAGGCCAACUUCAACAAUGGAAUCAAAAGUAAUUAUAUAAUUGUACGGUUGGAAGGGGCCACGAGGAUCAUCUAUGUCAGGGGUGGCCAACUCCCAGAAAUCUCCAUGAGACAUUAUCAAAAGCCUUUUUGGCAUCAAUUAAGACGAAGGCUACUGCUUUCCCUGGGUUCAUGUCUAGAUAUCCUAUGGCAUCCAUCACCAAUCUCAUAUUAUCCCGCAUCCUCCUCCCAGGAGGCUGUGACCUACCUUCAGAAUUAAAAACUGGCAGUGAUCUACCCCUGUUUUUUUGGGGGGGGGGGGUUUCAGCUCAGUUGUUGAGCUUUCUUAGGGAAGAGAAAAGCCCCUUUUGGGAGGGGGCAGCUCAAGGUUGUUGUGUUUUUUUUAGGGAGGGGAGAACCCUGUUUUGGGGGUGUUAAAGGCAAGGGACAAAGGGGUAAAGUCACUUACAGAAAGAUUGCUGUGGAUGAAAACAGCAACACAGAGAAAGCUUUAUCUUCUCUUCCAGAGAUCAAACAACAAUGGAGGGCAGGGCGAGGGGGCAGGCAGGAGUCAGUUUUAGCAACACGAAGGAAAGGGAACCAGAGAUCGACUGCGAUCUACCAAAACCUCACGGGGAUCUACCAGUAGAUCGCGAUCGACCUGUUGGACAUCCCAUAUCUAUGUCCACCUGCCUGCAAUGCAGGAAUCUUUUGCCCAACGUGGGGUUUGAACCAAUGACUGUGAGAAGAGCCUCUCUUGUCCAGAGAUUGCAUUAUUAACAAUUUACGAUGGGGUGGAAGGUUCGCAGGCUAUGAAGGACUUGCUCACAAAUUUAUCGACAGCUGCACGAAUUAUGAUAGCCAGGAAGUGGAAAGGGUAAGCAGAAUAUAAAAUGGAAGAAUGGUAUAAAGAGCUGUGGGAGAUAGCUAUUAAUGACAAAUUAACACGUGCCAUUAAGGUAAGACAGGGAAUAUGCAGGACAAAUGAUUUCGAGAAGAUAUGGAAGGUGUUUGUAGAAUCUGUACUGUUAAAAUGGAAAGGAGUCAAACCAUCGCAAGAGGUGUUGAAAUUUUGGGAGUUUGGAUAGUUAUAAUGGAAUGGCCUUGGUGGUGGGGUGCACAUUUUUAUUCUUAUUUAUUUAUGAUUAUUACUUUGUAAUAUAUAUAUAUAUAUAAAAAUAAAGAGUCUCUCUUGCCGGAUCCAGGAAUUUUGAGGGACUCAGAAAUAUAGCCUAACACCCACCUCCUGCAAAAAAAACAAACUCACAACUAUAUAUUGAUAUUUCAAAAAUCUCAGAGCGGUAGACAUGGCUCAGUGUAAACACAACUCAUUUACAGAGUCGCCACAGUUCACAUUGAUUUUUGUACACGAUGCCCUGUCCCUGGCUGUAGCAGCUUCUUAAACUCCAGAGGAAGUAAGUGAAGGAGGAAACCUUCCUGUUCUAGCAGGCUACAAAGCAUUGGCUAAGUACAUGUUUAUUGGGGUGGGGUGGGGGGAGCUUCAGGAAAGGGACAUUUAGAAGGCAGGAAGGAGUGCUUAACUCUUUCCCACCUUGCCAAUGCUGUGCUCCAAAUGUCUAGCCUGCUUGCUGGAAUACCAGACAUGUUUGUCCUGAACCCAAUUCCAUUCCCUCAACGGUUCCAGAGCAUAGCUGUCAGCUUACAGAUUUGAAAAUAAGGGACCAGCAGCCUCGAAAAUAAGGGAUCAGCAGCCAAAAUAAGGGAUUUUCCAAGCACAGGUAUGUUCAACUUCUGGGCCCCUCCGAGCCAAAGGCAGAAAGCCCAGCCAGCAGCCAAACAAAGCCUCAUGCAGUGGUUCCCACAGCGCAGCAACCCGGCAAAGGGGAUGCAGCAAGGAAAACCACCGUCACCUCUCUGCUGGGAAGCGCUGAGCAAAGGCGAGUCCCCAGGCAACGCGGCCGAUUUGAUUGGCACAAGGCAUGCAAGCUCCACCCCCCAGUCAUUCUUAGACUCCUUAUUGGGUGAGCAACGCAGCCAAGCAACACAGUUGGAGCCACCCUCCUCCCUGGCCAGCAGGGAGGGAGGGAGGGAGAGGAGCUGCUUCCUUUGAAACCCGGGAAAUUUAAGGGACAUCAUCAAUAAGGGACAGCAGCGGGACACGGCGCUGGGAUAAGGGACUUUCCUGCCAAAUAAGGGACGGUUGACAGCUAUGUUCCAGAGGGACUGUUCCAAAAUAUCCACUUGUCCCCACUCUUCUUGCAUUCCUUCUGCUCUCUCUGUCUCACCUGCAGUGGCCGUCAGGCUCGAUGCUCAUAAUGGAACCACAGAAGCUCCUGGCAACGCCAGCGUCUCUCUCGAAGGAAGACCAAACGCUACAUUUCUGGGCCCCGAAAUGAAGCUGAGCCUGGACGAUGGUAAGAUGAUAGCAAAGCCCAGAAAUUCUGAUGCCUCUGAGUAUGUACAGACCGCCUUUUCUUCCCUCUAGACACAUCGUGACAUGCCCUUUGUUAUGAGGACGCUUUGGGUCAGAACAUGGCUCCUUUAGUCCUCUUGUCUGAGAGAGGCCUUUCCUGAGGUUAUGGUGGGUGACCAUCUCCACCAUAGCUGUCAACUUCUCCCUUUUCUUGCGAGGAAUCCUAUUUGGAAUAAGGGAGUUUCCCUUUUAAAAAGGGAAACGUUGACAGCUAUGAUCUCCACCCCUCCAGUUGAAGGGGCUUGUGGGAAACUGGGGCUUGUAGGAACUGGCGUCCAACAACAUCUGGAAGGCCACAGGUUCCCCACUUCUGGCCUAAGUUUGAAAAUGAGCUGCUGAGGUCACCUCUGCUUUCAGCACCAAUCCAAAAGUAUCCCCAGUAUACAAACCUGGCUGUUUACAUCUCAAAACAGAAAACAUUGUUUGGGGCACCAAAACAGGGCCGGCCCACACAUGAGACAAGAUGAGGCAACCGCCUCUGGCGGCAGGAUUCACAGGGUCAACACACCCCAAUGUAGAUCUUUAUUCUCCCUUUGCUCCUAAUGCAUAUGUUCACUCACCUCUGAUUCCAUGGCAGGGAGGGAGAUGGCAUUUUGCGUUCACCUCAGGCGCCUAAAAAUGUCUUGGGCCGGCCCUGAUCCACUCUUUCUCAUGGCCCCUACAUUCCCCAGAACUACUCCAACCUGAAACAACUGUCCCAGGCUGCAGUAAAAAAUUUGGAACCUCACCUUUUCCCCCAGUGGUUCCCAUUGAACGAACCUGUGCAUAGCAGCCAAAUCCUAGAGACUGAGGUCCCUUUGCCCCCAUAAAAUAUUUGAGGGGGCUGGGGGCCCCCAAGUCAGUGGGCAUUACCAUUCAAUUGUUGUGUGACUGAUUAUGUGGGGUGUGGCUUACCUGUCCCCCAAAUAUUUUAUUCAAGUUGGCACCCCAGAACCUGCGAUUCGCUUUGGGAAACCCUGCAGCCAUAACUGUUUCCAUACACCUGCCAUUGCGAGCCACUUUGAGAAGAGACAAGUGAAAAUGUUGACUCAGUGCUGUCCUGAAAAAUUGCUGUGCUAUUUGAUUUGAUAGAUAAACAGAUGACUGCCUGGUUUUUUGAGGUGAGAUCUGAGAUGGGGGCGUCCUCCUUGCCUGUGCAAUAGGCAUGUACCUCAGAAGGCAGAAUGCUGGUUAUAUUCUCACUCGUUGGCCCAUGUGCAGAUUUCUUCACAAUUCCUCCUUUCCACCGUUGGAUUUCAGUAUCACACGACACAGCCAGACCCCUGCUUCCUCCACCGCUACCCUUACCAUGCUGCCUCACACACACAAAGGGCAUUACUCAUUACGCUUUGCUUCCCCCCAUCUAGUUUACAGUAUCCUCGUGGCAGAUUGCUGGAGAGACUUUGAGAAGCAGAUGGCCAACAUCACAGAGGAGCACUGGUGUGAGUGGAUGGUCAUUAGAAGGUAAUGAAGAACGGAGCUUUUCCACUGGGUAAGGGGUGGUUGAGAGUGGUAAACAAAAGUUGUGCCAGUUUCUUUCGGGGGUCAAAUAAGGAAUAUGAAAUUCUGGAGUUACGACGUUCAGAUGUUGACUCUGCUACAAUUCAUAAAGAAAUUUUGAGAUGUAUCGAUAACAGUCUUAAGGCCAAAAUCAAAUGUUACAUGCUGUUUAUCUGAACAGCAAUAAUGAUGAUGAUGAUGAUGAUGAUGAUGAUGAUGAUAUUUAGACUGUAAACCACUGAGCCUCUUGGGCUUGCUGAUCAGCAGGUUGGGGGUUCAAAUCCCUGCAAUGGGGUGAGCUCCCAUUGCUCUGCCCCAGCUCCUGCCAACCUAGCAGUUCGAAAGCAUGCCAGUGCAAGUAGAUAAAUAGGUGCUGCUUUGGCGGGAAGGUAAAUGGCUUUUCCGUGCGCGCUGGUUUCCGUCACAGUGUCCCGUUGCGCCAAAAGUGGUUUAGUCAUGCUGGCCACAUGACAGCCCUUCAGCAAAAGAACUCAUUCAAACAGAGGGCAGACCUUCUAAUAGAUGACUGACCCCUGUAAACACAUGACCACCCCAAAUGCAGAAUGUGGCUCAAAAUCCUUCUGCAACGCGCAAGGUUUCUACAACAGGGAAGCUGGUGAGAAAUGUGGGCAGACAUUUUACUAUGAAGUUUUUAACAACUAUUAUUAUUAUUAAUGCCCCGUCCAUCUGGCUGUAUUUCCCCAGUCACUCUGGGUGGCUCCCAACAGAACACCAGUAACAGUAAUAAAAAAGCAACAACGAACAUUAAAAGCUUACCUAAACAGGGCUGCCUUCAGAUAUCUUCUAAAAGUCUGGUAGUUGUUUUUCUCUUUGACAUCUGGUGGGAGAGCGCAGUGGCGUAGCAUGGGUUGUCAGCACCCGGGGCAAGGCAAGUAAUUUGUGCCCCCUAACCCUGAGUGAGCCAGGUAGGGGCAGAGAGCUGCGAGUGCGAGCGCGCCCCCCCAGAUGUUGCGCACGGUGCGGCCGGCCCCCCCUGCACCCCCACGCUACGCCACUGGGAGAGCGUUCCACAUGGCAGGUGCCACUACCGAGAAGGCCCUGUGCCUGGUUCCCUGUAACUUGACUUCUCGCAAUGAGGGAACCGCCAGAAGGCCCUUGGAGCUGGACCUCAGUGUCCAGGCUGAAUGAUGGGGAUGGAGACGCUCCUUUGGGUAUACUUUUAUUGAGAUUUUCAUGACACAUAACAGAAAAACAAACUAAUCUACAAUAAAUAAUAGAAAGGGAACUAAAUGAAGAAGAAAAGAGAAAGAAAACACCAGUCCUCUCUCACUGCGGCACCUUAACUUUUAUCCCAUGCAGAAACAGGUGAGCCCUCCUAGCUCUCACCUGGGAUCGUUCUUCUCCUCACAGCCUCUCACCUGUGAGGUCUCCCCUUCCCCGCCUUUGAAGGCAGACAUUUUAACAGCUACUUAGAAAGGUUGUAAAGGUAAAGGGACCCCGGACCAUUAGGUCCAGUCGUGGCCGACUCUGGGGUUGCGGCGCUCAUCUCACUUUAUUGGCCGAGGGAGCCGGCGUACAGUUUCCAGGUCAUGUGGCCAGCAUGACUAAGCCGCUUCUGGCGAACCAGAGCAGCGCACGGAAAUGCCGUUUACCUUCCCACCGGAGCGGUACCUAUUUAUCUACUUGCAGUUUGACGUGCUUUUGAACUGCUAGGUUGGCAGGAGCAGGGACCGAGCAACGGGAGCUCACUCUGUCGCGGGGAUUCGAACUGCCGACCGUCUGAUCGGCAAGUCCUAGGCUCUGUGGUUUAACCCACAGCACCACCCUUUAGAAAGGUUAUAGUGCAAGGUUUCUUUCUGAGGGUUAAGAGCACAGCUUCCCCCAGUUUCUACUGUAUCUAAUGCUCCAAAUCCUGAAUUCCUCCCUCUGUUGAUCAACUCCACAGGCCAUACAAUGAAUUGCGGGAGUGCCUGGAAAAAUGGGCAGAACGCCUGAAGUACGGCUACCCCAACACCUUGGCUCACAACUACAUCACGUAUGGCCACAGGAUGUACUUCCUCAACUGCAGCGUGCGUAACGCCCUGCAGGACCCCCCGGAUGACAUUUUGCUGCCUCUGAUCAUCACCCCGAUCUGCCUCAUCCCUUUCUUGGUAACCCUGGUUGUUCUGAAGAGCAAGGAUGGCGAAAUGAAAUUCUGAGUCCCCGGCCUUCGAGUAGCCGGGGUCCCUGUGGUCCAGCGGCUUGCAACGCCGUCACAAUCCUCCUCCCUUGCUUCCCAUGGGAUCGGGCCCUUCUACUCUGACACCACACCCUGGGAUGAGCCAGGCUGAAUCUGGAGACUUUGAACAGGGAAAGUAUUGGGGCAUUUUACGAGUUGUUACUAACGGGAGGAGGCACAGAAGGGAAAACCCCGAACCUUUCGUCAUUGAAGCAAACGCCCGCUGCACGUCUGCAGCUGACAUAAGCAGCUCUUUUCCCCCCAGAUCUUUAUUGAAACUUAACAUAUAUACAUGCCGUAUUUUUUGCUCUAUAAGACUCACUUUUUCCCUCCUAAAAAGUAAGGGGAAAUGUGUGCGCAUCUUAUGAAGCGAAUGCAGGUUGCGCAGCUAUCCCAGAAGCCAGAACAGCAAGAGGGAUUGCUGCUUUCACUGUGCAGCGAUCCCUCUUGUUGUUCUGGCUUCUGAGAUUCAGAAUAUUUUUUUUCUUGUUUUUCUCCUCCAAAACCUAGGUGCGUCUUAUGGUCUGGUGCGUCUUAUACAGCGAAAAUACGGUAAUAACCAAAAUCCCCAAUGAUUCCCUCACAUAAAAUAUAAUAUCUAAAUUGCAACAGCUGCAUAAUUAUACACCACCCACCCACCCUCUUCUUCCCCCCACAGCAAUUCGACUUCUUUAUAUUUCUUUCUACCUUUUUUCCUUGCAUUCUGUAAUAAAUUAUUUUUGUUAAAUUCUGAUUUUUCCUCCUUUCUUUCUUUGUUUUGUUAUUGCUUACAUUUUUUAUUCUAAGCCUAUUAACACGUCAUUUUUAGAACACUAUUUUGACAUAUAAUCUUUGAAAUACUUCCACUCCAUUCCUAACUUCUGAUUCGAUUGAUAUCUUAUAUUUGGUUAAUUUUGCCCAUUCUAUAUACUCACUUAAUUUACAAAUCCACUCUUCCUUUGUUGGUAUGUCCUGAGAGUUCCAUUUAGUAGCAAUCACUACCCUGGCAGCUGAUAAGCUUCGGGAUUUUUAAUGGGGCCUAACUGUCUUAGCUUCUGGGAAUUGUAGUGCCUGCUGCUGAAAAUCUUCAGUGAGAAUUGACAGAAUUGGUUUCCAGAUGGUUUUCUCUGGUCAACUGCUGGGAAUUCUUUAGCUGUGAUUCUGCAUUUCAGGGGGUUGGACUAAAUGACCCUUGGGGUCCCAACUCUACAAUUCUGUGAUAAACCAUGACAGUUAAAAGAUUAUACAAUAGAUGCGAGCAGACCAAGUUAGCCCUCCUCCUUUUAUGUAGCAAAGCUCCAUACAGCAUCCUCACCUUUCUGCUGAAGUGCAUGAAGUUUCUAUUGACCCCAUAAACCAAUAAAGCUGUGUAUUUACAUAC